CUUCAUGUUGAUUUGCCUCUUGCUCCUGCUUGGGCAGCGGGAGCUUCUCACCCACAUGCUCUAGCGGGCACUUUCCUUGAAAUCCUACAUGGCUUCAGACGUGAGAACCCAACUGGUUGAACAUCCACUGACGAGUCCAAAGGCCGAGCUGAAGUCUGAGAAGAAGCCAGAGCACAGACCAAGGAGGCACAGGGACAGCAGGCCACAGAAAGAACUGGUGAUCCCAGGGAUCGUGGAUUUCCAGCUGACCCAAGAGGCAGUGAGGGCCCCUAAGCCCCGACACCCCGGCACCUACCGCUUUGGCCGCCUCAGCCACCACUCCUUCUUUUCCCGGCACCACCCUCACCCCCAGCACGUGACCCACAUCCAAGAUCUCACUGGGAAGCCCGUCUGUGUCGUCAGGGACGAGUUCUCUCUGGCCCCCUUGCCUCAGACCUCACUCUUAUCCCGCUGUCUGAUGGGGAUGCCCACCAUUUCUGUCCCCAUUGGAGACCCGCAAUCCAACCGGGACCCCCGGCUUCCUUCUGAGGCCUGGAGGAGGGAGUUGAAGGACCUGGCUUCCCGGGUGGCAAUCUUCACCAAGGAAGACGAGAUGAAGAACAAAGAGCAGGAGGAGCCUCAGCGGGAGCAGGGGGCAAGGUACUCUGCAGAGACGGGUAGGCUCAUCCCAGCUUCCACCCGGGCCACUGCCCACCGCAACGUCCGCCAGGGCCAGCGGAAUCAGCCACCAGGCAGAGAUGGAGGGGUCCAGGCCUCCAUCCUGCAGGAUCAGGAGCUGCUGGUCCUGGAGCUCCUUUGUCAGAUCCUGCAAACAGACUCACUGGGUACCAUCCAGCUCUGGCUGCUCUCUGCAUCCCCCAAAGACAAAGACCUGGUGCUGGGGCUCCUGCAGAUGGCGGUGGCUCAGCUCCUCCCCCAGCCCCUCAUCUCCAUUCCAACAGAGCAACUCCUUGGCCAGAUCCAGGAAGUUCAAGAGCAGGCGCAGGAGGCCCAGCAGCCCCGCUCCAGCCAAUUCCUGAAGAAGACAAAGACACCACCUGUUCCAAAAAGCGAAAAACCAGAGCACACUGGGAAAGCACAAGUUCUCUGGAUGCAUUCGAGCCAGAAUUCAGAAGAGAAAACGUUGAAGCCAAAGGCAGAGAACUGAGGAGUUCUUGCAGCUUUGCACACCCAGCCCAAAAGCUGCCCCCAAGGUUUCGGGUGCUUCCACCCCAACCACCUCAAGAGCAGCACCUGCUUUGCUACCACACAGAGUCUCUUAAA
Molecule: messenger RNA, 1263 nt
Organism: Choloepus didactylus (southern two-toed sloth)
Lineage: Eukaryota; Metazoa; Chordata; Mammalia; Pilosa; Megalonychidae
Gene: TBATA
Product: thymus, brain and testes associated
Exons: 10
Coding region: 89-1147 (352 amino acids)
Source: RefSeq, a predicted model, not a curated record